Caenorhabditis briggsae is the source of this 1287-nucleotide messenger RNA. The record is from RefSeq and is a predicted model, not a curated record. The transcript has 6 exons. The coding region runs from base 1 to 1287 and encodes 428 amino acids. NCBI's taxonomy places the organism in Eukaryota, Metazoa, Nematoda, Chromadorea, Rhabditida, Rhabditidae.
AUGCAUAAGGCAUUCUCGAGAAACAGAGACGCAAGAGUGCAUAUUCGGAAAGAGUCUCAACGUUUGGGAUACCCAUCCGUUGUGUCAGUAUUUCAGAAUCUUUCGAAAGAAAAGAGAGACGAACUUGCGGACAAGUAUCCAUUGUUUUAUAAACUAGAAAAACGGAUACCGUAUCAUUGGGAUUUCGUAGGACACAUUGUGUUCGAUUUAUUCUUCAAGACCUGGAAAUUGCGUCACUUAAUUACUUUUGCAAAGUUUCGUAUGUACGGUUUCUUCUACACUACCACACUCCUACCUUUGGAAUUUCGAGAGUGGCUAAGAGAAAAAUUGAACCAUAAGGAUGGAACAGGUAUUCACAGGGACAGUGUGCCCUUUUUAAAUCGCGCCGGUACAGUGAUUAACUAUUUUUUUGUCGAGUAUAUUGCAACUUCUCAUAUCAUUCGCACUACAGUACCACUGAUGAUAAAUAACUUGGCUGUUAAUUUUCACAUCGGGGACGAGUACUUUCCAAAUUUUUUCAAACAGUUCGAAAAGUCAAAAAUUAGAAAUCUUGACUUCAAUGCUGAAACGAUGCCUGAUUUUAUGAAUGACGAGGAGCUUCUCCAAACAGUUUUUGAAGACAUGACGAAACUAACAGUGAAAAAUGUCAGAGUUUUUGCCCACAUGGUGCCAACUGCGUCUUUGCAAAGACUUUGGACCAUGAAAGCCCAGACAAUGGAACUUCGGGACGAGUUCACAAGUGGACCACGAUUCUUACAGGUCUGUGAAGACUUGAGAUCGGGAAAAGUACCGUUCAACCGGUUUCAAUAUACUGGAUAUGUUCGAAUGACUGGAGAUCAAUUCGAUGGUUUUUGGAACCAAGUGAAAGAACGAGUAGGAUUUGGAAUUGAUGACGACGUUAGAGUAAAUGGGAACUCAAUUCAUUUCAAAACAAGCGAUGGUAAUCUUGGAAUCGAAAUGGGCUUCAAAAAACUGAUGUUCCCGUUUAAUUGCUAUCAGCUUUCCGCCAAAAUGGAUAAAGAAAAAGAUAACUCCUGGAAAUUCCAACUACCAGCAACUGUGAGCUGCUUUCUUCCAAAAAUCAAAAGAACUAUAAAUCAUCUUCUAUAUAUCAAUGUUAUACAGAUUAGCAUUGUUAUACCGUUGAUAACCUUCCCUAUCGUUUUUCUUCUUUUUAAUGUACUUAUCGGUAGUUAUAUAAUGGUUCUCAUUCUCGCGGCACUUCACGCUAAUUGCGUCGUUGUUUUUUAUCUUACUAUGAGGCUCGUUCUUGCAGAAUGGCAUUGA